AUGGAUGCUGCAAAGGCUCAAGAAUCAUCGCUCACAGCGCGAGAGCUGGCCUCUUUCGAUGGCGUCGAGGAUGAAGGCCACUACAACGAUGUCGGUAUCCUCGACAAAGGAUAUACGGCCAAAGAUCAGAGGGACAUGCAACGGUUGGGCAAGCGUCAAGAGCUGAUCCGCAAUUUUCGUCCUCUCUCUGCUUUGGCAUUCACUGCUCUUCUUCAAGCGACCUGGGAGUUCCUCCUGAUCGCAAAUACUCAGGUGUUGGUCUGUGGUGGUAUUGCUGGCUUCUUCUGGACAUACGUUUGGACCUUCUUUGGGUUCGGCAUUGUCAUGACAUCUCUCGCGGAAAUGGCGUCCAUGUCCCCCACCAGUGGCGGUCAAUACCAUUGGGUUUCGGAAUUUGCUCCUCCCCAAUAUCAAAAGGGUCUCAGCUACCUUACUGGAUGGAUGUCCACUUUAUCCUGGCAAGCCGGUACAGCAUCAGGAUCGUUCUUGACUGGCACCAUCAUCCAGGCACUCAUUCAGAUCAACAACCCCGACUACGAACCAACGGCAUGGCAGGGCACACUGUUGGUGUUUGCCAUGGUUCUCGUCCUCUGGGUGGCCAACACAUGGGGGGCGCGCGACCUGCCGCUUAUCCAGAAUGUGCUGCUUGUCGUGCACGUCUUUGCCUUCUUGGCCACAAUCAUUGUGCUGUGGGUAAUGGCACCUCGGAACUCGGCCAAAGUCGCCUUCACUCAAUUCACCAACGAGGGCGGAUGGUCCAGCAUGGGCCUCGCCCUGAUGGUCGGCCAGAUCUCGGCCAUCUACGGGUCGCUCUGCUCCGACUGCACCGCUCACAUGGCCGAGGAGGUCAAGGACGCCGGGCGGAACGUUCCCAACGCCAUGUUUUGGGCCUACGUGGCCAACGGCAUCCUCGGGUUCGUGCUCAUCAUCACGUACAAUUUCACGCUGACGGACGUCGACGCGGCUCUCAACGACCCUACCGAAUACCCCUUCAUCUGGUUGUUCCGGCAGGCCGUGUCUACCGGCGGGGUGAACGCGCUGACCAUCAUCAUCCUGAUUCUUGUGAUCGCGUCCAACAUCUCGUUCAACGCGUCGACGUCGCGACAGACGUUCGCCUUUGCGCGCGACAAAGGGCUUCCCUUUCCCCGCUGGAUCGGGGCGGUGCAUCCGAAACUCCACAUCCCGGCCAACGCGGUCACUUUGACCUGCAUAUGCAGCUGUCUCCUGGCCCUGAUCAACAUAGGUAGCUCGACGGCCUUCAACGCCAUCAUUUCGCUGCAAGUCUGCGCCUUGAUGUUCAGCUACACCAUCUCCAUCACCUGUGUCCUGUACCGGCGCAUCUACCACCCGGAGCUUCUACCCAAGGCACGCUGGAGUUUAGGCAAAUGGGGAGUGCCCAUCAACGCAUUCGGCAUCGUCUACUCCAUCUUCGCCUUCUUCUGGAGCUUCUGGCCCAACAACACGCCUGUCGAUGCCGAAUCCUUCAACUGGGCCAUUGUCUUGUUCUUCGGCACCAUGAUCAUCUGCGGAGCCUUGUAUUUGGUCCGCGGCCGGAAAGUUUACUCGGGUCCAGUUGCCACUGUCGAACGGGGGAAUUAA
This is a messenger RNA of Capronia epimyces CBS 606.96, 1599 nucleotides long. RefSeq lists its product as uncharacterized. Gene Ontology annotation, biological process: transmembrane transport. NCBI's taxonomy places the organism in Eukaryota, Fungi, Ascomycota, Eurotiomycetes, Chaetothyriales, Herpotrichiellaceae. The record is from RefSeq and is a predicted model, not a curated record. The transcript has 3 exons. Bases 1 to 1599 code for a protein of 532 amino acids. Gene Ontology annotation, cellular component: membrane. Gene Ontology annotation, molecular function: transmembrane transporter activity.